CCCCCCCGUGGGCGACACGGAGGGAGGGAAGCCGGCCCGCGCCGCCUUUCAAGGGCGAGGCGCCCCGGAGCCGCGUCCUCCCCGCCGUGAGCCGGCCCAGACCGAGGGAAGCCUCGCCCGCGAAGAGCAGCAGCCUUUCUCCGCCGUCGCCAUGGCCGAAGCAGAUAUUGCGUUGAUUGGCCUUGCAGUCAUGGGUCAGAAUCUCAUCCUCAAUAUGAACGAUCAUGGUUUUGUGGUGUGCGCUUUUAACCGGACGGUCUCCAAGGUGGACGAUUUCCUUGCGAACGAGGCCAAGGGCACCAAAGUGAUCGGCGCUCACUCCUUAGAGGAAAUGGUUUCAAAGCUGAAAAAACCCCGCCGGGUCAUGAUGCUGGUCAAGGCCGGGAGCGCCGUGGAUGACUUCAUCAACAAGUUGGUGCCGCUGCUUUCUCGUGGGGAUAUCAUUAUUGAUGGAGGAAAUUCCGAAUACAGAGAUACAACGAGACGCUGCAAGGAACUCAAGGAAAAAGGCAUCUUGUUUGUGGGGAGUGGAGUAAGUGGGGGUGAAGAAGGAGCCCGAUACGGACCCUCCCUGAUGCCAGGUGGAGCGAAAGAAGCCUGGCCUCACAUCAAGACAAUAUUUCAGAGCAUCGCAGCCAAAGUAGGAACCGGGGAACCGUGUUGUGACUGGGUGGGAGAUGAAGGAGCUGGGCAUUUUGUGAAGAUGGUGCAUAACGGGAUUGAGUACGGUGACAUGCAGCUGAUCUGUGAGGCUUACCACCUCAUGAAGGACGUGCUGGCCAUGGACCACGACGAGAUGUCCAAGGUGUUUCAGGAAUGGAAUAAGACCGAGCUGGAUUCCUUCCUGAUUGAAAUCACAGCCGAGAUCUUGAAAUUCCGUGACACGGAUGGAAAACAUUUGCUUCCUAAAAUCAGGGACAGCGCCGGGCAGAAAGGAACGGGAAAAUGGACAGCGAUUUCCGCUUUGGAAUACGGCGUUCCCGUUACUCUCAUAGGAGAGGCUGUUUUUGCCCGGUGUUUGUCUUCGCUCAAGGACGAGAGGAUGCAAGCCAGCAAACUCCUGAGUGGUCCCAAAGCGCAGGCGUUUAGUGGGAAUAAGGCAACGUUCCUGGAGGACAUUCGUAAAGCCCUCUAUGCUUCCAAGAUCAUUUCCUACGCCCAGGGCUUCAUGUUACUGAGGCAAGCCGCCAAGGAGUUUGGCUGGACCCUAAAUUACGGCGCAAUUGCAUUAAUGUGGCGUGGAGGCUGCAUCAUCAGAAGUGUUUUCUUGGGCAAAAUUAAAGAAGCUUUUGACCGAACCCCCGAUCUACAAAAUUUACUCCUAGAUAUCUUUUUUAAGACGGCAGUGGAGGAUUGUCAGGACUCAUGGCGACGUGCAAUUAGCACUGGGGUCCAGAUGGGAAUCCCGAUGCCCUGCUUCACCACAGCACUAGCCUUUUAUGAUGGAUACAGACAUGGCACUUUGCCUGCUAACCUGAUUCAGGCUCAGAGGGAUUAUUUUGGCGCCCACACCUACGAAUUGUUGUCAAAACCGGGCGAAUUCGUUCACACCAAUUGGACGGGGCACGGGGGCACCGUCUCCUCUUCGUCUUAUAACGCCUAAACGAUGGAAACCCCGUA
Messenger RNA from Crotalus tigris (Tiger rattlesnake), 1620 nucleotides. RefSeq names its product phosphogluconate dehydrogenase (gene PGD). The transcript is spliced from 13 exons. The record is from RefSeq and is a predicted model, not a curated record. NCBI's taxonomy places the organism in Eukaryota, Metazoa, Chordata, Lepidosauria, Squamata, Viperidae. The coding region runs from base 152 to 1603 and encodes 483 amino acids. Gene Ontology annotation, cellular component: cytosol. Gene Ontology annotation, biological process: pentose-phosphate shunt; pentose-phosphate shunt, oxidative branch. Gene Ontology annotation, molecular function: NADP binding; phosphogluconate dehydrogenase (decarboxylating) activity.